Eleginops maclovinus (Patagonian blennie) is the source of this 1319-nucleotide messenger RNA. It is a transcript of the gene tesmin, whose product is annotated as testis expressed metallothionein like protein. Gene Ontology annotation, cellular component: nucleus. The transcript has 10 exons. Gene Ontology annotation, biological process: regulation of DNA-templated transcription. The coding region runs from base 131 to 934 and encodes 267 amino acids. The record is from RefSeq and is a predicted model, not a curated record. NCBI's taxonomy places the organism in Eukaryota, Metazoa, Chordata, Actinopteri, Perciformes, Eleginopidae.
GGAGACAUACACAACAUCUGUGUACCUCAGGCCAUGGACCAGCAGCAGUUCCAGGAGGGACUGACUGAAUAUACACAGCCUGGAAACACAACUAGCCUGGGUGGUGUGUAAUGUGAGUGGGGAUGGGCAGAUGGCACUGGUGAACCCCAUUGAGCCGGUGUAUCUCACGCUGAAUUCUGCACCAAUACACAGUGAAGAAGAUGCGAGUGUGGACGGGACUUCCAACCAGCUUCUCCACUACCAUCAGGCAGCCUAUCCCCUGUUUGAUCAGACCUCCAGGAUUCAGGACCCUCCAGCACAGACUACUGGAGCAUUGUGCGAGUCACGGUCCAGGAAACCCUGCCACUGCACCAGGUCCCAGUGCCUCAAGCUCUACUGUGAGUGUUUCGCUAAUGGACUGAUGUGCAGCAACUGUGACUGCUCUAACUGCCACAACAAUGCAGAGCACGACACAAAGCGGCGGAGGGCCAUUAAGUCUUGUUUAAGUCGGAACCCAGAGGCCUUCAGGUCUAAGAUCGCUGCCGGGCCAUCAGGAGAGGUCAAAGGUUGGCACAACAAAGGCUGCCACUGUAAGCGCUCCGGCUGCCUGAAGAACUACUGCGAGUGCUAUGAGGCCAACAUCAUGUGUACCUCCAGCUGUAAAUGCGUCGACUGCAGGAACUAUGACUUUGACGGCUCAGAGAAACAACAAGCCUCAUCCUACGGCCAGAGGACUCAUGGUUGUGUGUGUGUGUGUGUGUGUGUGUUCAGGGGGUCUUUAUCUGUGGUAACAUCUGAUGUGGUGGAGGCUGUGUGUGGCUGUAUGCUGGCCCAAGCGGAGGUGGCAGAGAGAGCGUCCUUGAGCCCCCCCCAUGCUGAGUGCAUAGUGCUGGAGGAGUUCGGAAACUGCCUCUCACAGAUCGUCAGGGCUAUGUUCAAGAACAAUACAAACUGACUCUGGAGGCAUCGCAGACAGUGCUAGUUAGGAUCCAAGAUAUAACCCCUCACUGGAAUAUUGUGCCUAUACGAGCACUUUAGAAGACUGUAUCUGCAUCAGUUCAUUUACAGGGUGCAUUUCAUGUGUUGUUAGCAAGCAGUACUGGUUAAUAUCUUCAUCCUUUCCUUUUUUUCAUUUAUUGUUAUAAUGUUUAGACAAACAUGUAAAAAGUUCACAUGUGCAUGUUUGUGCUGGUAGUUUUGAUGUCUGUAUGAGUGGGAGCAAUGGUGCUGUUUGAGUUCAGAUUCAAAACUGUAUUUAUUUACCUUGAGAGGGGUACAUGUGUAAAUUGUUAUUGUAACAAUAGUAUAUUUUAUAAUAAUUAUAUGUUUUAUCUCACAAA